Lasiosphaeria miniovina is the source of this 315-nucleotide messenger RNA. RefSeq lists its product as uncharacterized. NCBI's taxonomy places the organism in Eukaryota, Fungi, Ascomycota, Sordariomycetes, Sordariales, Lasiosphaeriaceae. The annotation marks the transcript as partial. The transcript has 2 exons. The record is from RefSeq and is a predicted model, not a curated record.
CGGCUGCUCCCAUGCAGCAGAUCCGUUUCCUCCAUCCCAACUUGGAAGAGGCGGACGGGACCUUACGACAACCCGCACCGCACAGGAGACAUUUUGUCUUUGGCCCAUCUCCCCAAACCCCCUUGACAACGAAAUUGGCCUUUUAUACCGCCCCCCAAAGCCUCCGAGCUAACAGAACCCCGACGGCUGACAUUGGCAGCCCAACAUCCGAUACUAGCCUUGGGGCGCCGCAAAUGGUUGCUGUUCAAUACGACUAUGUUAGGUAGGUAAGGUAGGCAGCUAAGUGAUUCCCUUCCAAAACCUGUCUGCCAGCGU